CUUAAGUGCUCUUCCCAAAGAAGAGAACUACUGAAGUGAACUUGUGAGUUUGUGUGGAUCCUAAAUUAUUUCAAAAUAAUCCUCGUCCAAAGCAGCACACACAUGAGUUUUGAUCCGUAAUAACUGCUGAAUGCUGAGCCUUUCCUUUACGAACAUCUUUCAGGAUAGUUUUACACACUUCAAAGACUGAUAACUUCACAGCAGAAUGAGUUUGGCGGAGAUCAAUGAGAAUGUGAAGCUGGCCAGAGAAUACGCCCUGCUGGGGAACUACAGCUCUGCGGUGGUCUGUUAUCAGGGGGUCCUGGAGCAGAUCAGAAAAUACCUCUACUCGGUCAGAGACUCCUCUCUACAGCAGAAAUGGCAGCAGGUUUGGCAGGAGAUAAAUGAGGAAACUAAGCAAGUUCGGGAGAUCAUGGCAACACUUGAGAGCUUCCAGCUGGAGUCGACCCCAUCCAAACCCAGCAGCUUUGGCCUGGAGAAUGACAUUAUGCCUGUUCACGUGGAGCACAGGCCGUCUCCAUGUGUAGUGCGGAAAACCUCCGGCCCGCAUAAAGAAAGCAAAGGCCACGGGAACCGAUUGAGCGCUGGCCCCCGCAACCAACCACGACCCUCACCUCGUGUUGCCAACGGUGACAAGGGAAAACCUCAGAAAGGCAAAGAAAAGAAGCCAAAAGAUGAUAAGAACAAAGCAGAGGGUGUGGAGAUGGAGGUGAAGAGGUUUGACAGAGGAGGAGAGGACAAAGAUCUGAUUGAAACUCUGGAGAGAGACAUCAUCUCCCAAAACCCCAAUGUCACAUGGGAUGACAUUGCUGACCUUGUGGAGGCCAAGAAGCUUUUGAAGGAAGCCGUGGUUCUGCCCAUGUGGAUGCCUGAGUUCUUUAAAGGCAUAAGACGCCCAUGGAAGGGAGUGUUGAUGGUGGGGCCACCAGGCACAGGAAAGACUUUGCUGGCCAAAGCUGUCGCCACUGAGUGCCGAACCACCUUCUUUAACGUGUCCUCCUCCACCCUCACCUCCAAAUACAGAGGAGAGUCUGAAAAACUUGUGCGGCUGCUAUUUGAAAUGGCACGCUUUUAUGCCCCCACCACCAUCUUCAUUGAUGAGAUAGACUCCAUAUGUAGCCGUAGAGGAAACUCUGAAGAACAUGAAGCCAGCAGACGUGUCAAAGCUGAACUGCUCGUCCAGAUGGAUGGUGUUGGUGGGACGUCUGAAAAUGACCCUUCAAAAAUGGUCAUGGUUCUGGCAGCCACCAACUUCCCAUGGGACAUCGAUGAAGCUCUGAGACGCAGACUAGAGAAGAGAAUUUACAUCCCACUGCCCUCAGCUAAAGGAAGAGUGGAGUUACUCAAGAUCAGUCUGAAGGAGCUGGAGCUGGCCAAUGAUGUCAACAUGGACAAGAUCGCUGAGCAGAUGGAGGGAUACUCUGGUGCUGACAUCACCAACGUUUGCAGAGAUGCAUCCCUAAUGGCAAUGAGAAGGCGGAUUGAGGGUUUGAGCCCUGAGGAGAUACGAAACUUGUCAAAAGAUGAGAUGCACAUGCCCACCACAAUGGAGGACUUUGAGACGGCACUGACGAAAGUGUCCAAGUCUGUAUCUGCUGCUGACCUAGAAAAAUAUGACAAGUGGAUAGCGGAGUUUGGCUCCUGCUGAUGAUCCCAAAGAACCUUGAUUGUUCCUCCUUACAGUCGUUGUUAGCACUUUGAAAGACUUGAGUGCCAGAUUCACUAAAUCUCAAAGCAUUUCCACCCUGAACCAAACUGAAUUCAAAGGGUGACAAGUCUUGCCUUACAUGAGGUAUGUAUGAGAGUACAGAUUCAUAGUAAUAGUUUAAUUAAUUUAAUAGUAGUAGAAUUGGUUUUACAUCUACAGAAGCUGGAUACAGGUUAAGUUUUCUCCUUAAAAUGAAUUUGUAAGGAUGAAGACUGCACUAAUUAUCCAGUAAAUCCAGAAUGCUGGAGUCUGAAAAACUAGUUUUGGUGCCCUUAUAACAAACAGCCCCAUGUGUUGCCUUACUGUAGUGUGUACAGACAAUUACUGAGGUUGUGGACAUAGGAAUGGGCUGCUUGUUUUGUCUUGUAAAAUCACUGCCAAUGACCAAAGACCAGCAAAUCCUCUUCUCUGUUGUCUCCAAAUGCUACUUGAGGUGAAAAGCUAUGCAAGCUAAUUGGUUUACUGCACUUGUGCCACUGUGGUUGAUCUAAAGGCCAAAGUUUCCAGCAUUGGACAAUUGUCUUAAUAGUGUCUAGCACUUGACUUUUAUAAACACGAUAGAACCGGUUACUGGUUUCUUUUCAUUAGUGACAUUCCAUUGCCAUGAUCAAUUUGUAAAAUUAUAUAUUUUGUUGAAUAAAUUUUUUUUUUUAUUUGAAAAAGACUCACUAAGACAAACUCAUUUGUGCAGGAUUUACUCAUGUAACAAACUGUGAAGAAAAACAAGUCAUAACAUGCAUCCGAAUGACAGAAAACUACUGAUUUCAUUAACAGACAAUGACAGGGCAACAAUGAAUUGUAAGCACCCUGUUGAAGGGUUUAAAACGUUGAAGUACAAUGCUUGAAAUGAAUGAAAUAUUGUAAUGAGGAAUACGUUGACAGAUUGCUCAGGCCAAAGUAUACAAGUCUUCAGUCAUCUAAAGCAGGUCGAAGUUGAAAUGUAUUGCUGGCAUACAUGCUUAGCGUAACAGGCAAUAUCUGAAGCAACAUGAAUAUUAACGUUAAACAACAUUAAGCAACAUAGUUUCAUACAGACCAUUUAAAAAGACCCCCAAUGAGAAAUAAGAAAUAAUCCAUUUAAAUAAAAUGGACAGUUGAAAAGAAUUUUUGAUGGUUCUUUACAUUAACUUUAAUGAAUUAUUUGUCCAUUUUAGUGCUAUACCCUUUAGUUGUUAGUAAUGAUACAAUGUCAUUUCCAUACAAGAGGCAAUAUCAAUUCCUAGUAUUAGCAUAAAACAUCCACUGUAGUGGGGAAUAGGCAGGGACAUUUCAGGGACUGUGCUUAUUUAAAUUUGUGCACCUUAACCAUUCCACCUCACAAUGUAGGGAAAAAUACAAAUAAUAAUUUGCUAAUUAUGCUGUUAAACAGACGCAGAUGUGAAAAUAGAAAUCGGUUUCAUUAGGAAAUGUUGGGGAAUAUUUUUUUCUUUUAAAGUGCUACAUUGAAA
Molecule: messenger RNA, 3156 nt
Organism: Sinocyclocheilus rhinocerous
Lineage: Eukaryota; Metazoa; Chordata; Actinopteri; Cypriniformes; Cyprinidae
Product: katanin p60 ATPase-containing subunit A1-like
Exons: 11
Coding region: 206-1648 (480 amino acids)
Biological process (GO): microtubule severing
Cellular component (GO): microtubule cytoskeleton
Molecular function (GO): ATP hydrolysis activity; microtubule binding; microtubule severing ATPase activity
Source: RefSeq, a predicted model, not a curated record